GAACCAUUUUUUCAGAUGAGAAAUGUACCGUGAGAAUUAUAAAGGAAAAGCUGAGCAACCCUCUCAUCCAAACAUGCCAGGAUAUACACCUUCAAUUCUACGCGGAGUAGGAGGAAACAUAGUCUCCAGUUCGCCUAGUUCUCAGCAGUAUGCUCUAGUACCCUCCAAUACACAGCAGUAUGGUCCAGUAUCCUCCAAUACACAGCAGUAUGCUCCAGUAUCCUCUAAUACACAGCAGUAUGCUCCAGUAUCCUCCAAUACACAGCAGUAUGCUCCAGUAUCCUCCAAUACACAGCAGUAUGCUCCAGUAUCCUCUAAUACUCAGCAGCUUGCUCCAGUAUCCUCUAGUACACAACAGUUUGCUCCAGUAGCGUCCAGUAUUCAGCAGUAUUCCCGUCCUCAACUAUACUCCAGUACCCCAAACACUAGACUUUCAAAACCCUCCACAGUUUCUCCCUUCUCUGGUCUUACUCUGGAUAACACUGCUCCAGGUACAGCAGGAGCCUGGGGCAGGACGGAAACUCAACUUGGAGCAACACAUCUUGGUUUAAGAACAACUCCCGUUCUUAAUGGAGAAGCUCAUAAUCAAACUGGAUCACCUAGAUUGUUAAACGCUUCUAAUGCUGCUCCAGUUCCAAACUCCAGUUCAGUCCAACAAAAUCCGUCCCUGAACUUCGGAGUUAUAAAUCAACCAACUUCAAACCCCGGACCUAUACAUCAUCAAAACUCAUCUCAACCUCAACUAAUGAUAAACUCCACUGAUUCCUUGAUAGGCACUUCCUCACAAAACUCCUCUCAAGGACGAUCCAGCGGUGUAUUGUUCAACAAGGAGAUGAGUGUAUUAGUGAGAGGACGGGACGGAGAGAAAAAACAAAGAUUAAAUAUUUGUCUUCAAGACAAACCCAAUGCUCAUAACCAUUCCAAGGAUAUUUAUUUACAGGUUACUGAUAGUCAAGACCCUCUUCUUUUCUACUCUUUAUGCAUAACUGAAGAGGAUUUCCAGUUCCUAAAAUCCAAUCAGGGAUUACUAGUUGAUUAUUCCUCGUUCCCUGGGAUGGUCUGCCAGCUGUUGGAGAAAUGUAUUGAACACGGGGACUUUUCGUCCCCAGGGUUCAUCCUUAUCAUCAAUCUCAAUAUAGUUCAACCCAGCCUUGAGUUCACGGAACUGAACAUGUUUAAACAUCUCUGCCAUCUGAACCUUAUCAUUGUUAAAGCCUCAGACUCACAAUUAAAGGAUUAUUUAGUUGAAUGUAUUCAACAGCUGCAGAAUAAAAUCAAUGUGUCAACUACACAGCUGCAGCAGCUGCAACAGCAGAUCUUUCAGCAGCAGAAGCAGUUGGAACAACAUUCAGAAGAGCUGACAGCUGCGAGGAGGGAGCAGCAGGAAACCAGCAGCAGCCUGGGACAGAAGCUGCUGAACGAUCUGCAGGAGGAGAAGGAUCGCUGCUCACAGAAGAUCGCAGAGCUUCAAUCCAGGGUUGAAUCAGAGAGACGAGAUAUAGAAACCAGGCAUAGGAGAUCCAUAGAACAAUUAGAGAACAGGGUGGCCAGCCUUGAUGUACAGAAUAGAGAUCUAUUAGAGGCGAAGUACCGUGGAGAGUCUAGUAACCUUGAGUUAAAGAGAAACCUGGUGACCAGGGAGGAGGAGUUUACCAGGGUUCAGGCAGAACUACAAACCAUCACCAGGGACCGGGCACAUAUAGAGAGUCGGCAUCGUGAAGAGUGUAGGAGGAGAGGGGAGCUGGAGAACCGUAUCUCCGUCCUGGAGGAGGAGGAGAGGACCAGGGACCAGGAGAUCAACAAGACCAGGGACCUCGUGGACAAGAUCAAACAGGAGAAGGAGGAGCUAGCGUCACAGCUCCAGGAAAAAACUGGAACCGUAUCCCGGCGUGAAUCAGCUGUUCGGAGUGUUACUGAGGAGCUGAUGAAAGCAAACCAGAUAAUUAGGAAGCUUCAGGAGCAGCUUAAACAGGAACAGAAUAAGGCCACCCUCAGGGGGAAGAUAGCAGCAGAACAGGAGAAACUGCUGAAUGAGAAGGAUCAAGAGCUCGGCCAGGUCCGUGAAGAACUCCGCGAAGCUCUCCAAGGAGCAGACGAGCAGAAGAACAAGGGACUGGAGAAGGAGAAGAAGGUUGAGGAAUUGAUUGAGAAGAAUGAUCAGCUUGAGAAGAUCAACAGAUCAAAUGAGAAUGUGAUCAAUUGGUUGAAUAAACAGUUAGCAUCAUUCAAAAGUUCAGAGGCUAUUGUAGCGUCUAGUCGAGUAGGAGGAGCAGGGCGUGGCAAACCAGGUGGAAGGGUUGGUCUGUCUAAGAAAACAUCCUCCGAAGAGAACAAUGAAAAUGAACCCAUAAUCGGAUUGGACGCAAAAUAUUUCGAGCAUUCGACUCCAGGAGGUAGUAAAGCCAGAAGCCAGAUACCUGACGUAACAAACCUACCGAGCAACAUCAAGAGAGGAGUUAACGGAGGACUACUGCGUCGCUGAAGUUUAAUUGCAAGUGCCCAUUUUCCAAUACUAGUUAUAAAGUGUUAUUAAAGUUUUCCUUGGAAGUGAUAUUUCUAGUUCUAUCCAAAAUAUGUUUUAGUAAGUACAAGAUGUACCAAGAAGUUAUGUUCUGUCAGGAAUGGCAAGUUCUUCCAAAUAGUACAAAAUCCUUGAAAUGAUUUUUGUUUGCAAAUGUUUCUAUGGACCUUAAUUGUUUAUAAAUGUAUAUAUGAUGGAUAUUUUAUAUGAAUUAUACUUUUUCACUUUA
This is a messenger RNA of Eurytemora carolleeae, 2750 nucleotides long. RefSeq names its product spindle assembly abnormal protein 6 homolog. NCBI's taxonomy places the organism in Eukaryota, Metazoa, Arthropoda, Copepoda, Calanoida, Temoridae. The coding region runs from base 23 to 2482 and encodes 819 amino acids. The record is from RefSeq and is a predicted model, not a curated record. Gene Ontology annotation, biological process: centriole replication. The transcript has 15 exons. Gene Ontology annotation, cellular component: centrosome; centriole.